UUUUAGAAAGUUCUUUGCAGAAGACUAUUUGACAGAACGAGAGGACCAUGAUGACAACAAGAUUCAUCUGUUUAAUGCUAGCAGCUGUUGUGGGAGCCACUGCAAGCAAAACACAGGAAUUUGAAGGCAAUGACGAGGAAACAGAACAAGAAUUCAUUUAUAUGAACAGAUAUAAGCGUUCCAGUGACACGCAGGACAAAUGCACUUACACCUUUAUUGUACCUCAACAGAGAGUGACAGGUGCCAUUUGUGUUAAUUCUAAGGAGCCUGAAGUUCUACUUGAAAACCGGGUAAAUAAACAAGAAUUACAGUUACUUAACAAUGAACUUCUUAAACAAAAGAGACAAAUAGAAACCCUCCAGCAACUGGUAGAGGUGGAUGGUGGGAUUGUUAAUGAAGUCAAACUCUUAAGAAAAGAAAGCAGAAAUAUGAAUUCUCGUGUCACACAACUCUAUAUGCAGUUACUACAUGAAAUUAUUCGAAAACGUGACAACGCCUUAGAACUUUCUCAACUUGAGAAUAAGAUUUUGAACCAAACUGCAGAUAUGUUACAGCUUGCAAACAAAUACAAAGACUUAGAGCACAAGUACCAACAUUUGAUGUCAAUUGCCAAUAAUCAGUCAAUAAUAAUUGCCCAACUGGAAGAACACUGUCAAAGAAUGCCGUCCAUAAAGCCACUGCCACAAACUCCACAGCCACCAAAUAAAGUGUACCAGCCUCCAACUUACAAUCGCAUUAUUAACCAGAUAUCUACGAAUGAGAUUCAGAGUGAUCAAAACCUAAAGGUUCUGCCACCUACCUUACCAACCAUGCCUGCAGUUACUAGUAUUCCGACUUCAACUGAUAAACCAUCUGGGCCCUGGAGAGACUGUCUACAAGCAUUAGAAGAUGGCCAUGAUACAAGCUCCAUCUAUCUUGUAAAACCAGAAAACACAAACCAGCUUAUGCAGGUCUGGUGCGAUCAACGGCAUGAUCCUGGUGGCUGGACAGUCAUUCAGAGACGGCUCGAUGGGUCUGUCAACUUUUUCAGGAACUGGGAGACAUACAAGCAAGGUUUUGGUAAUAUAGAUGGAGAAUACUGGCUCGGAUUAGAAAAUAUUUAUUGGUUAACAAAUCAAGGCAACUACAAACUGCUCAUAACAAUGGAGGACUGGUCAGGUCGAAAAGUAUUUGCUGAGUAUGCUAGCUUCAGGCUGGAGCCAGAAAGCGAGUAUUACAAGUUGAGACUGGGACGCUACAACGGCAAUGCAGGAGACUCUUUCACUUGGCACAAUGGUAAACAGUUCACCACACUGGACCGGGACCAUGAUGUAUACACAGGUAACUGUGCUCAUUACCAGAAGGGAGGAUGGUGGUACAAUGCAUGUGCUCAUUCAAAUCUCAAUGGAGUUUGGUAUCGCGGAGGGCACUACCGCAGUCGGUAUCAGGAUGGUGUUUACUGGGCUGAAUUCCGUGGGGGAUCAUAUUCACUGAAGAAAGUUGUUAUGAUGAUAAGACCCAAUCCCAACACAUUCCACUGAAAUAAUUCUUCUUUUGGUUUGCUUUCUUGUUUUAAAAAUCACAUAAAGCUAUAAUGUUAUUUCCUGGAAUUAUCUUUUCAGAAGCGAGGAAUGUAAGAUAUUGUACAUUUAUUGCUAAGAUGUGAGGGCUUGUAUAUUGUAUUUUCAAGAAUCACUCCAGGAAAAAAAGCUGAAGAAAAAAGGAACUGAAAUGACAUAGCAUUCAGAACUCCUCUUGGCACUAAAAGUAGUUAUAUUAAGCCUUUUAGAACUGGCAGUUUAGAUGGACUGUAGAUAAACUUUCUGGUUUUUAUCGCCUGUAAAUGAAGUUUGGAUGCUAAAAAUACUGCCACAACAUUUAAAUAUUUUUGUAUGUUAUAUUAUGUAUAAAUAUUCUCCAAUACAGGAAAUAUUACAAACUGUACAGCAAGAGUAAUUAUUAUUAUUAUUGUUAUUAUUAUUAUUAUUAUUAGCAAUCAUUUGACACAGGAAAUCAUAUCCUUUGAACUGUGUAGCUGGUAUAUGUACAUUAGUGUGAUUAUUCUGAUUUAAUCUUUGUUAACUGCCAUGAAUAAAGUUAAUACUA
Molecule: messenger RNA, 2085 nt
Organism: Leptosomus discolor (cuckoo roller)
Lineage: Eukaryota; Metazoa; Chordata; Aves; Leptosomiformes; Leptosomidae
Gene: ANGPTL2
Product: angiopoietin like 2
Biological process (GO): blood coagulation
Source: RefSeq, a predicted model, not a curated record